Molecule: messenger RNA, 1097 nt
Organism: Laetiporus sulphureus 93-53
Lineage: Eukaryota; Fungi; Basidiomycota; Agaricomycetes; Polyporales; Laetiporaceae
Exons: 7
Coding region: 144-1007 (287 amino acids)
Source: RefSeq, a predicted model, not a curated record
CACAUGUACACCAGACCUGCUGGUUUUCUGUGCGCAGGUAACACACUCGCUCAUAGUGCUCACAACGAGCUCUUUCUGCGGCGAGGCAGUUGUGCCGUCAAUCAAGAUCCAAUUCCGCUCAUUUUUAUUUCCGGAACGCGAUCAUGCCAUACAAUCCAGCGGCAGAGAAUGCUCUCGGUACUUUGGGUACAAUAUGUUGGACCCUCCAGCUCGUCCCACAAAUAUGGAAGAGCUGGCGUGCAAAGUCUACCGAAGGUCUCUCUGAAAUUCUCGUUUUCCUUUGGGGAGUGUCCGGCGUCCCCAUGGGUGUCUAUGCGAUUGUGCAGAACCUCAACAUACCGCUGAUUCUUCAGCCACAAUUAUUUGGUAUUCUUUGCUUUGCGGCUUGGGCGCAGUGUCAGUACUACGGUCACAAGCGGUCAUUGUCAGCUUGUAUCAUUAUGUACAUCACAUGCUUGGUGGCUCUUGCUGGCUUCCAAGUAGGCAUGGUCUAUGCUGUGAGACCUUCUUACGAAAGGGGGAAUGACGGUGGUGUCGAAUUCUUCGGAAUAUUAAGCUCCGUGUUGAUAGCGAUCGCCCUCUUACCACAAUACUGGGAAAUUUACCGCCGUCGCGAAGUAGUUGGCAUCUCAGUUCCGUUCAUGACGAUAGACAUGCUUGGCGGUGUCUUUAAUGACCUUUCACUUGCCUUUAAGUCCGAAUUCAAUGUCAUCGCCGGUGUCACUUAUUCUUUGGUCGUCGUCAUGGACGGUGUGGUCAUCCUCCUCGCACUCAUCCUCAACCCGCUGGCAAGGAGACGGCGUAAGCGAGCCGCACUCGCCGAGUGCUCGGAAGUGCCUCCGCUUGCCCAAGAGCAGUCUUCAGAUGCUCAAGACGCAGACUCGACCGCCGACGAACGAGAGGCGGGCUCAUCGACUCCAAAGCAGCCCGUCAAACUCGAAGAUAUCCAACACACGACCAUAGACUGCGCUGAGAUGAGAGAGAUUAUGCAAGUGGACAGGUGCUAAGAUGUAUCGUGCAAUUCAUUCAUAGAAUACCCCAACCUAUAACUCAAAUGCGCCCGAGAGGGUAGUGAUGACAUUACGAUAGAUUCCGCC